AUGGUGCGCGGCAGUUGGACCGACUUUUUACAACCAAAAAGUCAUAAGACAAUGAACAACGCUUCAACGAAAUUCUCCGAUAACUAUGAUGUCAAAGAAGAACUUGGAAAAGGUGCUUUCUCGGUGGUGCGACGCUGUGUCCAUAAAAGCACGUGUGCCGGGAUUCGCCGCGAAAAUCAUCAGCACGAAAAAGCUGAGUGCUCG
Molecule: messenger RNA, 204 nt
Organism: Mesorhabditis belari
Lineage: Eukaryota; Metazoa; Nematoda; Chromadorea; Rhabditida; Rhabditidae
Source: the annotation of a GenBank genome assembly